Molecule: messenger RNA, 1432 nt
Organism: Ananas comosus (pineapple)
Lineage: Eukaryota; Viridiplantae; Streptophyta; Magnoliopsida; Poales; Bromeliaceae
Exons: 1
Coding region: 344-1432 (362 amino acids)
Source: RefSeq, a predicted model, not a curated record
AGUAGGGAUUGCAUUAAGUAGUGGUAGUAGUACAUGAAUAAUUUGACAAGGCAUAAAAUUUACCAAUUUUACAAACCUUAUUGGAGGCAGUAGUACUCUAAGAACAAAUUAAAAGUGCAGGAGUAGUACUUAUGCUUUACUAAUUUGCGAUUCGCCUAAAUCUUUCAGGAUAAGAUCAGGAGUUCUUCUUCCUUUCUGGUUUUUCGACGACUUCUCGUACUUGUUAUCAUAACCUGUAAUUUUUGUUCUAAUGAAACAGAACCUCAGCUUCUUCAGCAAAAUAUAACCGAAUUUUCGUGUGACGCCACAAAGCUGAUCAUGUAUUCAUCACAUUGCAAAUGAUAUGUUGCAGAAAAAUGCGUGCUGUCGACGGCUGACUUCUGAAAACUUCGUCGGAGGAAGCGGCGAUUGUCGCUUGAAGGAUUUGAGUAACUGCUUGACAGCAUCAAGAGAGCUUCUGAAAGCAAUAAUCCAUGUACUGGGGCCCUGCGAUCGGCAUUUCUCGGCAAUUUCGCUUGUUUUCGCACUUCAUGCAGAGAUUUAUCAUGCCUCCGAGCAUCUGGUAUGUUUAAUGGCAGAAAAGAGAUCUGACUGCUGCGAAACCAUCUGUCGGAAGAAUCUCGAAGAGAAGAGGAGCAUUAGGUGCCUCAUUCAGCCCAUUAUCAAGGAACUCCAAUCGGAAAAGAUACUACGGAAAAGAACCGAGAGGAUAAACAAAGAACUAGGACUCGAGUUCACGAAAUUGAAGGAUUCGCUGACGAAGACGAGUCAAGAGCUCGAAAACGAGAGAAGAUCGAGAGAAGUAGCAGAAAAGAUGUGCAGCGAUCUGUCGAGAGAAUACGCAGAGCGGAAGGCGGCGGUCGAGGAGCUGAAAAGGCAGUUCGUGAAGGUCCAAGAGGAGCUGGAAGAUGAGAGAGAGAUGCUUCAGAUCGCCGACGAGUGGCGCGAGGAAAGAGUCCAAAUGAAGAUCUACGAAGCAAAGUUGGAAUUCGAGGAGAAAAGCGCGGUCGUCGAUCGACUGCGCAACGAGCUCGAAGCCUUUUUAACUGCUAAAAGAACGGAAGAACCCGAAGCAGACGACGAAGACGGAGAAUCGCAAAGUAGCGGUUUGCAUUCGAUCAAACUUCACAUCGAACGAGAUAACGAAACCGAAACAAGGUUAAAUUCACUUGAGGAGGAAGGAAGAGAAUCGAACUACGGUGACAGAGCGGUUCAGGACGACGAAAACUACAUGAAGGGGCUAUGGAAACGUAUGUUAUCUGAUUCAAAAGAUGCUAUUGCACAAUGUUUGGUGCCCGAGGAAGACGAAGCUUGCGAAGAAGAGUCGAAUGUCGCGGAGAUGGUGAAAGCAAUGAGGGAGAGAGUGAAUGGUGAGAUCGUCGAAAGGGGCGGUAAAAUGCUUCAGUCUCAUGUUCAAAUACCCUCCAUGUAG